Octodon degus (degu) is the source of this 976-nucleotide messenger RNA. RefSeq names its product transmembrane protein 218 (gene Tmem218). The transcript has 5 exons. The record is from RefSeq and is a predicted model, not a curated record. The coding region runs from base 202 to 549 and encodes 115 amino acids. Lineage: Eukaryota; Metazoa; Chordata; Mammalia; Rodentia; Octodontidae.
UAAACCGAGAGCUGGGCUUUGAAAGAGCGGCUCUGAUUAGCCAAUCCGGGCUCACCGGCAUGAAAGCCCACUUGUGAUUCGUCCUAAGUGGACCAAAGCCCGGGUGACUAGAACCGAGCGGACCUCGAGGACUGGGCAUUUUCCUUUCGUGAAUGAGAGCUCUGACAGCACAGUGAAAGUUCCUGUCCUGGGAUUGCCUGGAUGGCGGGCACGGUGCUGGGAGUGGGUGCCGGCGUGUUCAUCCUAGCCCUGCUCUGGGUGCUGGUGCUGCUGCUGGGUGUGCUGCUGUCCAGAGCCUCCGGGAUAGCUAGGUUCUCAGUCGUUUUUGUCUUCCUCACUGCUGUGAUCAUCACAGCAGUUCUGCUGUUCUUCCCCCGAGCAAGUGAAUUUCCAGCCCCAGGAGUGGAAAUGAAGAUUGUGGACACCUUUUUCAUUGGGCGCUAUGUCCUGCUGGCUUUCCUCAGCGCUGUCUUCCUUGGAAGCCUCUUCUUGGUUCUAAUGUAUCACGUCCUGGAGCCGGUCUGUGCCAAACCCCUGCGGUCCUACUAAGCAUGUUUGGGAAACAGAGCCCCGUGGCCUCCUGUCCUUCACGCGGAUGCCACUGAUGAGCAGAAAGUCGCCUUCAGAGCCUUUGUCUUACAGCCUUCAUGUCUUAGGAGUAAAGGACAUCAUUCCCUAACAGCCCUACAGACUCCAAGAACAGGGUCGCAAAAUAGUCUGUGGGGACAGAGUCUCCCCCACUCGAGAGAGUGCUGCUGUCAUCUUGCUAGCUGUGUGGCAGGGAUUUCACAUUUGGAAAGGGAAAGAAUCACCUGCCUAGCGCAGAUUUGCAGUAGUUAUUAGUAAGUGGAUUUGGGGGUAUGUAGGCUUCCGCACUCCAGUAGAAGAAUCUGGAGCUUUUUGAUAACACAAUAUGAAAAAUUAUUUUUUGGUUUUUGGUACUGAAAAACCCAUGGCCUUCACAUUGAGCUAUGCA